UGUCUAAAACCCUUCUAAAGCCCCCCCGCAGCUCACGCUCUUUAUUGGUCUAGGGUUUAGGGUUUAAACGAUCACUUGUCUCAAAACCCUAGAACGUGGUUGGUUGCUUAGAAAAAAUUUCAGGUAAAAAUGGCACGACCUUCCAAGAAACUUUCAAACAAGAAAUCUGAGCAGAAAUUCCAGAAGCCAUCUAAGAAAUCAUUCAAGCCCACAAGUAAAACAGACGAAACACAAGUAUUGGCUAUGCAACUCCAAGACGACGUCCCUGACUUCCCCAGAGCCACUGCCAGAGGUGGUGGAAGAAGUUCACUUGGGAAAGAAGUCGAUGAAGUUGAUUGCGAUGAUGUUGAUAUGGAGUUUGAAUCAGGAAAGAGGGAGUUGAAUAAUAAUUAUUAUAAGAAUAAGAAUAAAAGGCUACAAAAGCGAAAUCAUUCAGCAGAAGAGGAUGAUUUGGGUUCUCUUUUUGGUGAUGGCAUUUCUGGAAAACUACCUAGGUUUGCCAAUAAGAUCACCUUGAAGAAUAUUUCUCCUGGAAUGAAGCUUUGGGGAGUCAUUGCUGAAGUAAAUGAGAAAGAUAUCGUAAUUAGUCUUCCAAGGGGCUUGCGUGGAUUAGUUCGUGCAAGUGAAGCAUUUGAUCCUAUUUCAGAUAAUAAAGUGAAGGAUGUGGAGACUAAUUUUCUUUCUAGCAUUUAUCAUGUUGGGCAACUGGUUUCUUGCAUUGUACUGCAAUUGGGUGACGAUAAGAAAGAGAAGGGGAAACGAAAGAUCUGGCUUUCUUUGCGUCUUGCUUUGUUGCAUAAGACCUUAACCUUGGAUGUUAUUCGAGAAGGAAUGGUUAUCACUGCAUAUGUGAAGAGCAUUGAAGACCACGGCUAUAUACUUCAUUUUGGAUUGCCUUCAUUUACUGGGUUUAUGUCGAAAAACAGUCAAGCUGAAAGCAGGGAAAUUAGGGUCAAUAUUGGACAACUUUUACAAGGGGUUGUCAAAAGCGUCGACAAAACUCGUAAAGUAGUUUAUCUGAGUUCUGACCCUGAUGUGGUGUCUAAAUGUGUGACCAAGGAGCUUAAAGGCAUUUCAAUUGAUCUUCUCAUUCCGGGCAUGAUGGUUAAUGCACGUGUACAAUCAACCCUUGAAAACGGAAUCAUGUUAUCAUUCCUUACGUACUUUACGGGAACUGUUGACAUAUUUCACUUGCAAAAAGCAUUCCCUACUUCAAAUUGGAAAGAUGAUUACAAUCAAAAUAAGAAGGUCAAUGCUCGGAUAUUAUUCAUUGAUCCCUUCACUAGAGCUGUUGGUUUGACUCUGAAUCCUCACCUUGUCCAUAACAAGGCUCCACCUUUUCUUGUUAAAACUGGAGAUAUCUUUGACCAUUCAAAAGUAAUCAGGGUGGAUAGAGGAUUCGGUCUUCUACUUGAGGUCCCUACUUCUCCAAUCCCAACUCCAGCAUAUGUCAGUGUAUCUGAUGUCGCUGACAAGGAUGUUAGGAAAUUGGAAAAAAACUUCAAGCAAGGGAGCCAUGUUCGUGCUCGGAUUCUUGGAUUUAGGCACUUGGAAGGGCUCGCUAUGGGUGUUUUAAAGAGUAGUGCCUUUGAAGGUUCAGUUUUCACUCACUCCGAUGUGAAGCCUGGCAUGGUGGUAAGAGCUAAAGUAACUGUUGUGGACAAUUUUGGGGCCAUUGUUCAAUUUCCCAGUGGUGUCAAGGCACUUUGUCCCCUUCGACAUAUGUCAGAGUUUGAAAUAGCAAAGCCUAGAAAAAAGUUUCAGGUUGGAGCUGAACUACAGUUCCGUGUGCUUGGAUGCAAGUCCAAGAGAAUCACUGUUACUCACAAGAAAACACUAUUGAAAUCAAAGCUUGGAAUUGUUAGUUCAUAUGCUGAUGCUACUGAAGGAUUAAUAACACAUGGAUGGAUAACCAAGAUCGAAAACCAUGGAUGCUUUGUGCGAUUUUACAAUGGAGUACAGGGAUUUGCCUCAAGAUCUGAGCUUGGUUUAGAACCUGGUGAUGACCCAACUUCGCUGUAUCAUGUUGAACAAGUUGUCAAAUGCAGAGUUACAAGUUCUGUUCCUGCUUCACGGCGCAUCAACCUGAGUUUUGUUAUUACACCUGCACGGGUUACUGAUGAUGAUGUGGCCAAGUUGGGCACUAUUGUUUCUGGAGUGGUUGAGCGAGUAACCCCUCAUGCAGCAAUAGUACGUGUCAAUGCAAAAGGUUACACCAAGGGUACAAUUUCUGCAGAACAUUUGUCAGAUCACCAAGGGCUUGUGGGUUUGAUGAAAUCUGUCUUGAAGCCAGGAUAUGAGUUUGAUCAACUAUUGGUUCUUGACGCUGAGAGCAACAAUUUAAUUCUCACUGCAAAGUAUUCACUUAUUAAAUCUGCUAAACAGCUUCCUGCAGAAGUUUCUCAAAUUUGUCCUCACUCAGUAAUCCAUGGGUAUGUGUGUAACUUGAUUGAAUCUGGUUGUUUUGUUCGAUAUAUUGAGCGUUUAACUGGUUUUGCUCCUAGAAGCAAGGCAACGGAUGACCGAAGAACUAAUCUUUCUGAAGCCUUCUACAUUGGGCAAUCUGUUCGCAGUUACAUACUUGAUGUUAGUAGCGAGACUGGCAGAGUAACAUUAUCUUUGAAGCAAUCAUUAUGCUCUUCGACGGAUGCAUCCUUUAUCCAAGAAUACUUUCUCUUGGAAGAAAAGAUUGCUAAGCUGCAGUUAUCUGACUCAAAAAGUCUUGGGUUAAAUUGGGUUGAAGAUUUUAGCAUUGGCAGUGUUGUUGAAGGAAAAGUUAGUGAUGUGAAAGAUUUUGGAGUUGUCGUCAGCUUUGAAAAGUAUGAUGAUGUUUUUGGUUUUGUUACGCACUAUCAGUUAGGUGGAAUUACUGUGGAAACUGGGUCCAUCGUUCGAGCUGUGGUUCUUGAUGUUGCCAAGAUUGAACACCUUGUGGAUUUGUCUUUAAGGGCAGCAUUUGUUGAUAUAUUGAGAGAAGAAACUUCUAAAGUUGAUAUUAACAAGAAGAAACGCAAAAAGGAAUCACACAAAGAACUGGAGGUACAUCAAACUGUUGAUGCCAUGGUGGAGAUUGUGAAAGAUACUUACUUGGUUCUGUCAAUACCACAAUAUAACUUUGCUGUUGGAUAUGCCUCACUGACCGACUACAACACACAAAAGUUCCCUCCCAGACAAUAUGUUAAUGGUCAAAGUGUCAUUGCCACCAUCAUGGCUUUGCCAAGCCCUGCAACAGCUGGGAGGUUGCUGUUGCUACUUAAAUCUGUAAGUGAGGUUACAGAGACUUCUAGUUCAAAAAGAGCAAAAAAGAAGUCUGGCUAUGAUGUGGGAGCUGUUGUUCAGGCAGAGAUUACUGAAAUAAAGACUUUGGAACUGAAAUUGAAAUUUGGAUCUGGUUUCCAUGGGAGGGUACAUAUCACAGAGGCAAAUGAUGAUAAUGCUGUCGAAAAUCCCUUUAAAGACUUCAGAAUUGGACAAACACUGACCGCAGUAAUUGUUUCAAAGACCAAUAAAUCAGAAAAUAAUAGGAAAAACUAUCAGUGGGAAUUGUCUAUCAGACCUUCACUCGUUACAGGUUCUACAGAAAUGGGAGGCAAGCUUGGCAAUGAAGAUUUCAGUUACUCAAUUGGGCAACAUGUAACUGGAUUUGUCUAUAAAUUGGAUAGUGAAUGGAUCUGGUUAACAAUAUCUCGACAUGUGAAGGCUCAGCUCUACAUUCUUGACAGUUCACAUGAACCUACUGAACUUCAGGAAUUCCAGAAGCGCUAUACUGUGGGGAAAGCAAUAUCUGGUUAUAUUUUAAGUGCUAAUAAGGAGAAAAAGCUGUUACGUUUCGUGCUGCGUCCAAUUUAUUCUGCUCCUGAUAGAACACUUGGUUGUGAAACUAUUAAGAUAGAUGACACAAGCAAUCACUUGAAUGGGAAUGUAUCAUACCAUAUUCACGAAGGUGAUGUUGUGGGCGGCAGGAUUUCCAAAAUUCUUCCUGGUGUGGGUGGAAUGCUCAUCAAAAUAGAUCCACACCAUUAUGGAAAGGUCCAUUUUACUGAAUUGACGAACUUAUGGGUUUCUGACCCAUUGUCUGGAUAUCAUGAGGGACAAUUUGUCAAAUGCAAAGUCCUAGAAAUCAGCCAUUCAGUUAAGGGAACUUUCCAGGUUGAUUUGUCAUUACGCACAACUUCAGAUGGCAUUCAUUCUCAGAAGUCUACUACUGUCAACAACAGUGAACUCAACAACACUGUAUAUUUUGCAAGCCGUGUAGAAAGUAUAGAGGAUCUUCAUCCUAAGAUGAAUGUGCAGGGCUAUGUUAAGAACAUCACACCAAAGGGAUGCUUCAUUAUGCUUUCUCGGAAGCUCGAUGCGAAAAUCCUUCUCUCAAACUUGUCCGAUGGCUAUGUUGAAAAUCUCGAAAAAGAAUUCCCUAUUGGGAAACUUGUUGUUGGCAAGGUGGCAUCUGUGGAGCCUUUGUCUAAGCGAGUUGAAGUCACCCUUAGGACAUCAAAUGCAAGCAAAACACAAAAAAGUGACAGAAAUGGUUUAAAUAGUCUCCAUGUUGGAGAUAUUGUUUCUGGCCAGAUUAAGCGCAUUGAAUCAUACGGUUUGUUUAUCACAAUUGAUCAUACAAACACAGUUGGAUUAUGCCAUAUUUCCGAGCUUUCUGAUGAUCAUGUUGACAAUAUUGAAACUAAAUACAGAGCAGGGGAGAGAGUUACAUCAAAGGUUUUGAAGGUGGAUGAGGAUAGACAACGAGUUUCUCUUGGGAUGAAGAAUUCAUAUUUUAUGAGCAAUUUUGACAUUCAAGCUCCUUCAAAGCAGAAGUAUGAUGAUGCCAUUGAGGAAAAAGAUCACAUGGUGGGUACUCAGUUAACAAUGUUGCCAGAUAGAGGCUCAUUGGGGAUGCAGAAUUUGGACUUUGAAUGUGAAAAUGGGCAGCAUCUUCUUCUUGCUGAAGUGGAAGCGAGGGCUUCUAUUCUUCCACUUGAGGUCCCUCUCGAUGAUAUAGAGAAAUCAGACAUGGUUAAUGCUGCUUGUCAAAAUAUAGAGCACGUUGAUGAUGCUGAUGCUGAUGCUGUAGAUCAAAAGAAUAAAAGCCAGGCAAAGAAGAAAGCCAAUGAAGAGAGAAUGGAAAUUGUUCUGCUCAGGGAACGAGAAAUUAGGGCUGCUGAAGAAAGGCUAUUAGAGAAAGAUAUUCCAAGAAGUGCUGAUGAAUUUGAGAAAGUGGUUAGAAUUUCCCCAAAUAGCAGCUUUGUCUGGAUAAAGUACAUGGCAUUUAUGCUUUCUUUGGCUGAUGUUGAGAAAGCCCGCUCAAUUGCUGAGAGGGCUUUGAAGACAAUAAACAUCCGAGAAGAAUCUGAAAAGUUGAAUGUAUGGGUGGCUUAUUUUAAUUUAGAGAAUGAAUAUGGAUAUCCUCCAGAGGACGCCGUUUCAAAAAUAUUUGGAAGAGCAUUGCAGUAUUGUGAUCCCAAAAAGGUGCAUCUGGCACUGUUGGGUAUGUAUGAAAGGACUGAGCAACACAAGUUGGUUGACGAGCUUCUCAACAAAAUGAGCAAGAAAUUCAAGCAUUCAUGCAAGGUUUGGUUAAGGCGGAUUCAGUGGAUUUUGAAUCAAAAUCAGGAUGAAGUUCAGUCUAUUGUAAAACGAGCUGUUGUAUGCCUUCCCCGGCAUAAGCACAUUAAGUUCCUCUCGCAAGCAGCUAUUCUAGAGUUCAAAUGUGGGGUUCCUGAUAGAGGGCGAUCCAUGUUUGAGGGAAUGCUUCGCGAGUACCCAAAGAGAACAGAUUUGUGGAGCAUUUAUCUUGAUCAAGAAAUUCGACUUGGUGAUGUGGAUGUGAUUCGUGCAUUAUUUGAGAGGGCAACAAGUUUGAGCCUUCCACCUAAAAGGAUGAAGUUCUUAUUCAAAAAGUAUUUGGAGUAUGAAAAGUCUGUAGGUGAUGAUGAAGAAAGGAUUGAAUCUGUUAAGAGGAAGGCGAUGGAAUAUGUUGAGGGGUAGUCUUGCUUGAUGAGGAUGAGGAUGAGGAUGAGGAUGAGGAUGAAGAUGAGGAUGAGGUUGUUUCGCAUAAUACAGUCCAAAGUAUUAUGACAUCUGCUCGUUCGCUCACCCACUCAAUAUUUGCAAUAGGAGGAUGAGCAGCAGCAGCAGCACGGACUGUUAGAAAUAGAUGGCAUAAAUAACUAAUAACCAUCCUCCUGUUUGUCUCAUGAUUGUGUAUGCUUUUUGUUUAAUUAAUUAUUCACUGAACGUCUUUGUUUUCUCUCUCUCUCUCUCUCUCUACAUUAAGGUUUCUUUUAUUUUUUAUUUUUGUUUCGGUGUCCUGAACAACACUUCAUAUAUAUAUAUACACUAGUGGGUGAGUGUCACCCAAUAAAUGUCAUAUUAAAUCUA
Messenger RNA from Camellia sinensis, 6375 nucleotides. NCBI's taxonomy places the organism in Eukaryota, Viridiplantae, Streptophyta, Magnoliopsida, Ericales, Theaceae. The record is from RefSeq and is a predicted model, not a curated record.